Messenger RNA from Guillardia theta CCMP2712, 669 nucleotides. RefSeq lists its product as hypothetical. The record is from RefSeq and is a predicted model, not a curated record. Gene Ontology annotation, cellular component: actin filament; cytoplasm. Bases 1 to 669 code for a protein of 222 amino acids. Gene Ontology annotation, molecular function: actin monomer binding; actin filament binding. Gene Ontology annotation, biological process: actin filament depolymerization; barbed-end actin filament capping. Lineage: Eukaryota; Cryptophyceae; Pyrenomonadales; Geminigeraceae. The transcript is spliced from 3 exons.
AUGUCGCACGCAAGCGGGAUCACAGCAUCGCCCGAGCUGGUUGAAGAGUUCUCGAAAGCCAAGGAAGGUAAGGAGAUCAGAUUCCUCAAGGCUCAGAUCGAGGACAAGCAGAUAGUCAUCACUGAGAGGGGAAACGUGAGCGGGGAUGAGAAAUCAGACUUCGAGGCGAUGACCAAAAUUCUCGAUGAAGACGCACCUAGUUACAUCCUCUUCCGCAUCGAUGAGGGCCCUAAACCUGGAUGGCUGCUUGCGCUAUAUGUCCCAGAGAACUCCAAAGUGCGUAUGAAGAUGUUGUAUGCCAGCUCUCGCGACUCCUUGAAGCGCGACCUGGGCUCCUCCUCGUUUGUUGCGGAGAUGCAUGCUACGGACCUCGAUGAGAUGUCGUACGCGAGUUAUCAGAAGUCGACGGUCGUGUCCGAGACUGAGAGACUUUCUUUAAUGUCGCCAUCCGAGAGGAUGCGAGCAAAGGCAAGCGCCAACACGCAUAUUCAUACAGGCGUGUCAAAGUCAUACGUUCAUGCGGUCAAGUUCCCAAUGUCAGAGGAUGCCAAGGCAGCGCUAGUCGCAUUCAAGUCGAGCGAGAACAAAGCUGUGUUCCUCCAGGUAGAGCAGAGCAAGGAAACCAUCGAGCUCGAACACGUGAUGCAGGAGGUAACAGGCCCUUGGUGA